CAGUUAUAAUCCAAAGAACAGGAAUCUCAUUGUCUCUCUACCCAUGAAAGCCAUGAAAAAUACAUAAACUUCUGUGCUUUUCCUUCCCAGUUGAGCCAGCCAGUAUUAAUAAUGAAUCUUACCUCUAAUUCUAAUUGCAGUGUUUAUGACAAACUAGAUAAAAGUUUGUUUCCAUGUCUCUACAGUAUUCUGAUGAUUAUCAGCAUUCCUGCUAAUCUACUAUCACUUUACAUUUCCUGCUGUCAAAUCCAGAAAAAAAGUGAGCUGGGCAUCUAUCUCUUCUGUUUAUCGUUAGCUGACCUAUUAUAUACUAUGACACUACCAUUAUGGAUUUAUUAUGCUCAGAAUGGGGAUGACUGGAAAUUCUCCCUACAGCUUUGCAAAUUAUCUGCUUUUCUCCGAUAUGUAAAUUAUUACACCAGCUCAGGAUUUCUUACCUGCAUCUCCAUGGAUAGGUACUUAGCCAUAGUUCAUCCUUUGAGGUUCCAUUCUUUGCGAACAAGAAGAUUUGCCCUGCUGAUGUCCUUUUUAGUUUGGGUUUUUGAAAUAAUGUCAAACGUUCAGAUUUUAUAUAGCACUACAUUCUACUACAAAGUUGUAGAUGAAAGCAAUCAUACUUUAUGCUAUGACACAUAUCCUCUAAAACAAUGGCAAGCUUACUUCAACUAUUACCGCAUCUGUGUGGGGUAUGCAUUCCCAUUAGCUGUCAUGAUCUUCUGCUACGUCAAAAUAUAUCAGGCUGUGAAGCACAAUCAAGCAACUCAAGACUGUGACAAGAAGAAAAUCAAUCAUUUGUUACUAAGCAUCAUCAUAACCUUUUUUCUUUGCUUUACUCCAUAUCACAUUGUCCUGCUUCUGCGCAGUAUCUUGGAGCCGCUUGACUGCUAUUAUACUGUGCAUCUGUUUGUACCUUAUAGAAUUACAACAGCCUUGACAAGCUUAAAUUGUAUAGCCGACCCAAUUCUUUACUGUUUUGUGAAUGAAACUGGAAGAGCAGAUAUCUGGAACAUAUUCAAAUGUGGUUUUUUUGUCAGCCAGACAGAAGCACAGCAAUCCAGUGUUUCACAAAACAGAACAAUAUAGGUUUCAGAAUCUGCAGCAUUCAUAUAAUCUAAGAGUAGGUAGCUUGCAUCUUCCAAGUAUUGCUGAACUACACUGGGAGAUAUAAUUCAUCAACAUAUGGAGUGUUGAGGGGUUUCUGUCUUCAAUAUAUCUUUAAUGCUGCAUUCUGGCAAAAUAAAAUGCAAGGAAAGUUUUAUUUGUUCUGACAUCAACCAAGAGCCAGAUCCAUCUUCAAAUCACAAACAGGAGCUACUUAUGAGGAUUUGCAGCACACCUUUAAAUUAUUAAAUUCUCCUGCAUUUUUUUCUGUUUCUCUCUCAGGAAGACGGAAUCUGAAUCAGAAGAAAGCCCCGUUCUAUCACUCUUUGCUCAUUAAAAACCGUUGCAUAAAUUGUAAACUGAAACUAUGUUUGGGAUGGACUUAUGGUUUGUGUUUUCUAUGCUAUGAAACUGAAGUAUUUGGCUCUUAGAAAUGUUUAUAUCUUGUGCUAUA
Messenger RNA from Protobothrops mucrosquamatus (brown spotted pit viper), 1555 nucleotides. RefSeq names its product G protein-coupled receptor 65 (gene GPR65). Gene Ontology annotation, molecular function: G protein-coupled receptor activity. The record is from RefSeq and is a predicted model, not a curated record. Gene Ontology annotation, biological process: G protein-coupled receptor signaling pathway. Gene Ontology annotation, cellular component: membrane. NCBI's taxonomy places the organism in Eukaryota, Metazoa, Chordata, Lepidosauria, Squamata, Viperidae. The transcript has a single exon. The coding region runs from base 112 to 1083 and encodes 323 amino acids.